AUGGAUAAAGAUGCACUUAUUGGUAUUGCCAUUUAUCUCGCGUGUGAUGAUGCAAAGAAACCCAAAAAGAGAAAGAAAAGAUUCUGGGUUAAAGAAUGGUUGACGAAAAAAAACUCAUUCUCUGAUCAUAACCUUCUAAAAGAACUGCAGCUGUCACCUGCACCUGACUUUUUGCUAGCUACAACUUUCUUCAACUCACGACGAUAA
Molecule: messenger RNA, 207 nt
Organism: Macrosiphum euphorbiae (potato aphid)
Lineage: Eukaryota; Metazoa; Arthropoda; Insecta; Hemiptera; Aphididae
Source: the annotation of a GenBank genome assembly